UUGUCAUUUAUUUUCCUCUGACUGUUUUUAAGUCACAAAUAAUGACCAGGAUGUAGUUUUGGAAAACAAAAGGUGAUUUAAAAGACGCAAAAAAGGGAAAAGUUUCCUCUUUAGCCAUCAAAAUGCAGACAUCCUGCAGUCUUUCUCUGUAUUUAUUUCUGUCAGUGAGUCCCUCAAGAGAAACAUGAACCAAAAACGACCUUGUGCUGUUAUUUAUUGCCACAGGAACACUGAUUUACUGCAAAAGAGUGAAAGCAAAGUGCAAAACUGCGAUAAGUGCAUGCAGUCAAACUUCUGGACAGACAAAAUUGCUUAAGGCCACACUAAAAUGCAGAGCAGUCUAUAGUAUCCAUUAGAAUUAUAAACAUUGGGAAACUGCAUUAGCCUAGAACAAUUCAAUUACAUAAGAAGAGCAGACCUUGAGUGACAUGAGUGUUGGUUAUUCAAAUUUUAUGGUCCUCUGUUGUAUAACAUCAGGCUGGUGGAUGAUAAGCUAUAUCCUGAAACCAUCACUCUUGAAACAAUGCUCUCUACCACUGUAAUUGUUAAGUGUGUUUUCCCAAGCCACCGGGAGUGAUGAAGGGGGAGACUGACGGCCCGCCUUACACCCACCCCAUCCUCCAUACACCUUUAUCAGUACAAAGCUGCCAAACGUGUGCAUAGAGUACCUGAAGUUUCAGACAGACAAAAUGACAUCUUCAAAGUCAGAGCUUUUUACUGUAGCCUCCGGCGAUGGAGGGGACAGCCUUCAAAAUCAGCCCAAGAAGGUGUCCUUCUUUGAGCACUACAUUCAGCCAUGCCUGGCGGAGAUUCUCGGCUCCACUCUCUUCAUGUUUGUGGGCUGCGUGUCAGUCAUGGGCAACGUUGGCAUCAGUGGGAGCAUCCAGCCUGCCCUGGCACAUGGACUAGCGCUGGCUAUAGCAAUUGCAAUUUUGGGGGAAAUCAGUGGCGGUCACUUUAAUCCAGCUGUGUCUGUGUGCGUUUACCUCAUUGGAGGAAUGGAAUUAAUUCUCCUUGUGCCAUACGUGCUCUCACAAAUGUUAGGUGGACUGAUUGCCGCUGGACUUGCCAAAGCUGUCACUACAAGCGUAGCAUAUGGAAAUGCAUCUGGAGCAGCAUUCAAUGCAGUUCAGUCCACUGAUGACAUUGGCUCUGCGACUGUGGCAGAGAUGAUCAUGACACUCUUCUUGACCAUGGUUGUCAGCAUGGGUGCUAUAAAUGGAAGGACCCAAAGUCAUCUUGCUCCUUUCUGCAUUGGACUUACUGUGACUGCAAAUAUCUUGGCUGGGGGUGGAAUCUCUGGAGCAUGUAUGAAUCCAGCACGGGCAUUUGGGCCAGCGUUGGUGUCUGGUUACUGGACCCACCACUGGAUAUAUUGGGUGGGACCUUUGACUGGGUCUUUGGUCACUGUCAGCUUUGUGAGGUUGAUAAUGGGAGACAAGAAGAUCCGUGUUGUUUUUAAAUGAUGGAGGUGGGACCUCUGAAGAUCCCAUGCCUAAAGCUUUUAAUUCAAGAUAACUUGUAGUUAUGUAAAGCAUUGUGUGAUAUUGUUCAGCAUUUAUAUUAGUGUACUCUACUAAAGUUUUUAGUAUUCUGCUGCUUCAUUGUAUCUUUUAAGAAUUUAUUAAAUGUUUUAGUUUUUAUAUAGCCUGCCAUUAUGUUUUCCAAUAUUUUAUAUUAAUAAACAGUCUUUUGUUAGAUCUUGC
This is a messenger RNA of Xyrauchen texanus (razorback sucker), 1706 nucleotides long. RefSeq names its product aquaporin-8-like. Gene Ontology annotation, molecular function: water channel activity. Gene Ontology annotation, biological process: transmembrane transport; water transport. The record is from RefSeq and is a predicted model, not a curated record. Bases 690 to 1466 code for a protein of 258 amino acids. Gene Ontology annotation, cellular component: plasma membrane. The transcript has 5 exons. NCBI's taxonomy places the organism in Eukaryota, Metazoa, Chordata, Actinopteri, Cypriniformes, Catostomidae.